AAUUGGAAGUGGUGGGGGAGGAGGAGGGGCCGAUAAAGCAGGAAAUGAGUCAAGGGGCGUCGAUGGGACAGAAGGCGAGAAGACCCAGACAAUCUAUCACAUAAGCGGCGAAGACAUGGGAGAGAAUGUACACAGAGAAUCUGACACCGCCGACGGAGGAUGCUGGGGCGCCCGAUACACUCUGUGCCUCUUGAUGUUUCUGGGCAUCACGCUGAUCUACAUGACGCGGGUGUGCCUCUCCAUUGCCAUCGUUGCCAUGGCCGGCGUGACAGAAAACAAUUCCUCAACGAACGUCUGCCCUUUCCCCGCCGGCUGGAACGACACCGUGGGCGAGGAUCAGCACGGUGAGUUCGACUGGGACGAGACGACGCAGGGCCUGAUCCUGGGCUCCUUCUUCUACGGGUACGUGGGCACCAACUUCGUGGGCGGGCGGGCGGCAGAGCUCCUGGGUGGGCGCCUCGUGCUCGGGCUGGGCGUGGUCUUGUCGUCCCUCUUGACGGUGGUGUCGCCGCUGUGCGCCUACGUGUCCAAGGAGCUCUUCAUCGCCAACAGGGUGAUGCAGGGACUCGCGCAGGGCGUCACCUUCCCUACGAUUCACAUGAUGAUGGCGACUUGGAUUCCGCCCCGAGACCGAGCCAGGAUUGGGACUAUGGUCUUCUCGGGCGUGAUGAUCGGGACGGUGGUGGCCAUGUCGGGCGGAGGCCUGCUCAGCAACUCCGACUUCCUCGGCGGUUGGCCCUCCGUCUUCUACAUCUUCGGCGGCCUCGGGGCACUGUGGGGUGUCCCCUGGUUCCUCCUCGUGCACGAUCGGCCGGAGCGCCACCCGAGGAUCAGUCAGGCGGAGAUGAACUACAUCCGGAAGCAUCAGACGACUGUCAAGCGCGAAGAGAAAGUCGCCAUACCUUGGUUAGACAUUCUGAAAUCCGUCCCAUUCUGGUCCCUCAUGAUAGCUGCUUUGGGAUACAACUAUGGCUUCUACACUCUGCUCACAGAACUCCCCACUUACCUCACCAACAUCCAGCACUUAGAUAUGACGAGUAGCGGUUUCAUGUCAGCUCUGCCUUACUUGGUCAUGAUGGUUGCGACGAUCCUCUGGGGUCAGCUGAUGCAUCUUCUCUUAUCAGCUGAUAAGAUCUCGGUGCUCAUGGUCAGGAAGGUCUCCACAGCUGUUUGCAUGUACGUCCCGAUGGUGGCGCUGAUCGUCAUGUGCUUCGUGAACUGCGACUCGGCGCUGGCCCUGGCGGUGCUGUGCGUGGCGGUGGGCGCGAGCGGCACCAACUACAGCGGCGUGUCCAUCUCCGAGCAGGACAUCGCGCCCAACCUGGCCGGCACCCUCAAGGGCAUCACCAAUACUGUGGGCGCCGCGACGGGCAUCGUGGCGCCGCUGGUCACGGGCGCCAUCACGCAGGGCAAUCAAACGUUGGCUGCCUGGCGUAUUGUGUUCCUGAUUUCAGCAGCUCUGUAUUUCCUCGUCACCACCGUCUACUUGGCUUUCGCUACGGACAAGGUUCAGCCCUGGAAUUUCCCCAAAACGGAAAAGGAUUCCAGAAGGUUUUAGGUCGUGUGAUCUUUUAAAAUCUGAAAACAACGGACCCCUACGCUCCUGCACGCAAGCCACGUCCACAAAAUACACUUGUAGCCUAAGCGCGUACUCUCUGCGGACGAAGGCAAGACGGGGCGUGAAAAGGUGACUACGCUAUCUAACCGAAGACUACUGAGAGGUUGAAAUUAAUAUUAAAAUCCCAAAGCCCGAAGAAUAAUAGAGUGAACCUCUAUUAAGCCACUUUGGUCGAAGAAAUGCACAAGAGGCUGAACUACAACCAAGAAAAGACUACUCAAAUAUUGAAAUAAGUGAUUAAGUAUUAUAGCCGAAGCCUAUACACGGACUGUUACUAUAGCCAAAAAAGUAUUCAAACGGUGAACCAAUAUUAAGGUUACAAUGGCCGGGAACUACUCAACGAUUUAAUUUACUUUUAUCUAUAUCACUGCAUUUUGUACUCCUGUGAUACAUUAAAUAGCUAAUGACAAGG
Messenger RNA from Penaeus indicus, 2030 nucleotides. RefSeq names its product sialin-like. Gene Ontology annotation, cellular component: membrane. The transcript has 10 exons. The coding region runs from base 116 to 1558 and encodes 480 amino acids. NCBI's taxonomy places the organism in Eukaryota, Metazoa, Arthropoda, Malacostraca, Decapoda, Penaeidae. Gene Ontology annotation, biological process: transmembrane transport; monoatomic anion transport. Gene Ontology annotation, molecular function: transmembrane transporter activity. The record is from RefSeq and is a predicted model, not a curated record.